Messenger RNA from Nematostella vectensis (starlet sea anemone), 1018 nucleotides. RefSeq lists its product as uncharacterized. The record is from RefSeq and is a predicted model, not a curated record. The transcript has 5 exons. Bases 166 to 669 code for a protein of 167 amino acids. Lineage: Eukaryota; Metazoa; Cnidaria; Anthozoa; Actiniaria; Edwardsiidae.
ACAGCCGUCCACGUACUCUCAAAAGUGCCACGCGGUGUGCCAAAUGCUGAUUCAAUUCAUUCCAAGUCCUGUAAAGAGCUGACGAGCGGAAGGAAAUUCAAUAAUAGUGAUAACCGCAUCGUGUCAGAGCCUAUCAAUAAGGAAAUUGGAAAUGACAGUUUUGAGAUGACAGUAUUCGGCACCAGUCUCAUAACGGUUGCAGUCUUUCACGUGAUUUGUCACGUGGGCGGACAAACCUCUACUUAUUCCCUAGUCACUAGCACGAGCUCUCAGCAUGGACAAGGAACUGUAACAUCUACUUCUCCCCUAAUCCAGCCAACAACAACUAAAGCCACUGUAAAUAGUGUUGCCAUGACAACCACAACGCUGCCUGUCUACGUGGCUAGUACACACAGCGUCAGUGCAACGCCAAAUUUGACGUCUGCUACAUGGACGAAUAUCGGCAAAUGCGAGGUUGAAUGUGAAGGAAUUGGCGGAACUAUCAGUCAGUCACGUGUUUGUCUGGUCAGUGCGACCAUCACAGUGAACAACACUAUGUGUGAUGGCGAGAACUCUACAAGAACUGUCGGCUGUGAGAUAGGGUGCCCAUCAACAGCAGUUGCAGUAGAAGGAGUACUUUGGUUGUGUGGGAUGGCCUCUUUGCUUGUCAACUCCAUGGUAUUUUUGUGAUCUAAAGAUUCCUGUGAAGAUCUGAAGUCUGAGUACCUGGAGCCAUGUAGAGUCAAACUUAGCAACAGCUUCCUAUCUGACUAGCAACGAUUUCUAGCGUACAAUCCUCGUCAAAUGAACAUCCGACUCACUGUACUGGGACUGGAGUAGCCUGCUUAGGGGCCCUAGAAGGGAGGUGGAAGGGUUCUGUGUGCUAGAGAUAAUAUCGGAGCGAGCGGCCGGGGGGGAAGGAACAUUCGGUUGUUUUUCUUCUCCGGUUGUAUAUCGUCAAAUUCAGAGGAAUACGACGUCCCAAAGAUAGAACACAAGCAGCUUUUAGUUAUAUUUUUAUUAAAACAUUCUACAACAA